UCUGUGUGUCUGUGUGUCUGUGUGUCUGUGUGUCUGUGUGUGUGUCCUUGCCCCGUGCAGCUCCGCCGGCAGCACGCGGCCUGUGCUGGCCCUCGCCAGCUGCGCCGCCUGCGCCGCGCUGGAGGGCUUCGGUGGGCAAGCACACGCUGGCGCUCUCCGAGCAGGGGAUGGGGAUUGGGAGAAGAAGCGCACUGGUAUGCAGAAUGGUGGCCUCCCACCCGUGCCGGCAGAGAAGUGGGGCAACCACGUGGUGCUGCUGGUUCAUGUGGACGGUUCCUCAUACGUCGCCGACGUGGGCCUCGGUGAGGGCCCCACACAGGUGUUCCCGCUCGAGGAGGGCGCCUGGGAGGAUCGCGGGUUCCGAUUCAUGCUGGAGCGUCGUCCAGAGGGCUGCUGGCGGUGGCAGAACGAUGCCGUGCACAGCGGCCUCCCUGGCAUGCACUUCGACACCUCGUCCAGUGCCGCCUCCUGCAGCGAGUUCUGGGACUACCACGAGUGGUACUGGACCGACGAGAGCUCCCCCUACGUCCGCUCAGGGGUGGUCAUCCACCGCCACUCGCCGCGCGGACUGCUGUCCCUGCACAGCUGCACGCUGCGCCGAACGCACCCAGAUCUGCCUCGAGGGCACGAGGUCGUCGCCACUGUGACCACCCGCGGGGCGUGGUUCGAGCUGCUGGAGGAGGUUUUCAGCAUCCCGAACACGGUGAAGAUUUUGGCUGACUUGGGUCUCCGUCUUUGCAUUCAGGAGACUAGUUCUGGGCGACUUGGUGGAAUACAUCUGCUGGAACGACCUCCUACCCCCAAUGUCUUGGGGCUCUUAGCUUAGAUCCGCUCUCAAAGGGUGACGGGUCUUCGAAUUGUUAGCCAAUCGAUCGUCGGCGAUCAGUCGGCGAUUUUAAGACUGGUUGAUGAAAGGAGCAUGUUGCUUUCUGUCGGUGCAUGUAGCGCUUUUCUGGCACGGGUUUGGCCG
Molecule: messenger RNA, 970 nt
Organism: Prorocentrum cordatum
Lineage: Eukaryota; Dinophyceae; Prorocentrales; Prorocentraceae
Source: the annotation of a GenBank genome assembly